Molecule: messenger RNA, 835 nt
Organism: Chrysemys picta bellii (western painted turtle)
Lineage: Eukaryota; Metazoa; Chordata; Testudines; Emydidae
Source: RefSeq, a predicted model, not a curated record
UGCCUGGCAGGAAGGAAUGCCGACUGUUACCCCUAGGAUCGACUGAGCUUUGGCUGUUUCAUCUUACAGAGCUGGACUGUGAGGGACGUGCCCGUACACAGCAAGUCCUGCUCUUUAGGAACAGUCCUCAGAGAGAAAUUUUGCGGCAUACUGACUUCAGUUCAUCAGGCUGGAAUUGGAGUGACUCAUCAGGCGGAGGAAUCUAAAGCCACAGCCAGAUGAAUGGGAGAUGAACACCAAUUCAGGAUUAGAAAAGUGGUUUAAAUAUUAUACCUUCUAAUGUUCACUGUGUUGCUUUCUUUCUAUUCCCCAGUCUCUCCCAUUUACUGGACCUAUUCUUGGCGGUCUUCGUGACGGAUUGAUGGUUAUCGUCAGUGGAACUGUUCAUCCUACAUGUGACAGCUUCAAGAUAGACUUUCAGUGUGGAUCCUGCCCAAGUCCUGAUAUUGCUUUUCAUUUUAACCCACGAUUUGAAGAGGGUGGAUGUGUGGUUUGCAAUACUUGUGAAAGUCAGAAUUGGGGAAGAGAGGAGAGGAAAGAUGAAAUGCCUUUUUUAAAAGGUUACCCCUUUGAGAUUCGGGUUUUGGUAAAACACGACUCAUUCCAGGUUGCUGUAAAUGGAAAUCCCUUUGUGCAGUACAAGCACCGGAUUCCACUUUCCAAAGUGAACUGCCUUAGUGUGUCUGGGGGUGUGGACGUGGCAAUCAUCCGCUUCGAAGAUACUGCUACCCGAGGUGCUUGGAGCCCUAGAGCAGCUGGGAUCUCAAAUGCUGCUUUCCCACCUGGAUUAUAGGAGCCGCAAACUUACAUUAUGAACAAACAGGAAAAGGAAGGU